GUGUAUAUGUUUUGUGGCGUGCAAGGCAAGGAAAGAGCGGCGGCCUUUUUUGUAGUUUUUGUUGAUGAAAUAAAAAGACAUCAUUUAAAUAAUAAUCUAGUAUCUAUAGUGAAUAAGUAAGGUGUGAAAAUGUGCAACAUGCUGCUGAUGGCAUUGCUCAACAGCGUGGACUUCUACAUACGUAGCAAAGCUUCGGUGAUGUAUAAAGAAAGGACUAUGUUUUUUAUGAUGUCCCAGUGACAUAACAUCGUUGUAUAAAUAUUUAAGAAUAAUCUAAUCCUAAUCGCGCUUCAUACUAAAUGGCAACAGCAUUAAAAAGGCAGAGAUCGCGGCGAAGACUAGCCGCAGUAACGUUUUUGUCGAAUAUUUCUCUGGACGGCAGUUAUAAGGACACCCGGCUAGCCCUUCUACCCAGGAAUGGGGCCAUCACGAAAACACCUUUCAUAGGAGAGGUAGUCCCAGAAGAGUCAGAUGGGCCUGAUGAUUGCUUUAGCGAGCCCGAGCAACAGCCUCAUCAUAUCCUGAGGGAGAAGUUGCAACAGAAUAGUGCAAAGAGAUGCCCUCAGAGGGCAGCAGCAAGACAUGGCAACUGCAGUGACACCCAUUCCUCCAGCACAGACUCUGAAGGCGCAAUUGCUGCUUGCAGGACCAUUUCUGAGGAGUAUGCUUUUAAACCAGUUAGAAACAGGAAUGAGUCUGAAUGCAGCGAGAGUGAAAGGCACUUUCAUGGGAGCAGUUCUGAAAGUUUGGAACCGCAUGGCGCGAAAAGCAAGAAGACAAAGUCUUCCAAAGACAAGUUUGGUAGUGAAAGAAUUAUGUUGGUUACUGCCAAACACACCCCUAUGAUGGUGUGUUCAUAUGUCCCUCAAAAGAAAUGCAACAGGUCUGAAUCAAAACGCGAAACUCAUAGGAAAAGAAAUACUUCUCUUGGAGACGGUUUGGAUCCAUUUGAUUCUCUAGGAAUUGAAAGAGUCAAAGAUGGACAGGAAACUUCUUAUGGUUAUCUCCUGACACCCUCAAAGACUGUGAAAGAUGUACCUAAAAGAAGCACAAUCGAUGACCCAACAGAUGAGAAUAGAAGCGCAAAUCAACGUCAUAUGGUCGCUAGGACGAAAGUUUUAUCUUGGCAACCAGAAUACAAAUGGUGUUUCUCGUACGACCACAACGCGCACAGAGGCACCGCUCACGUGGUAACGACACCAGCGAUAUCUCAUCAGCAACAAGCGCAACUACCGCAGUCUGACGAAACAACUGAGGCUGAAGUUGACGGCGAAGGUGGCGAAACCACUUACGUUUACCAUCCUGAGUUGCUUGAUGAUCCGGAGUUGAUUGCGGGGAAACACAGGACUUUGCUGACGUUUACAUCGUAUAUGACAUCGGUUAUCGAUUAUGUGAAGCCGUCCGAUUUGAAGAAGGAGAUCAAUGAUAAGUUCAGAGCAAAGUUCCCACACAUCCAAUUGACUCUGAGCAAGUUGCGCAGUAUCAAAAGGGAGAUGAAGAAGAUCGCAAAGCAAGAGAGCGACGUGGAUUUAUUGACCGUCGCUCAGGCCUACGUUUAUUUUGAGAAGUUGAUCCUGAGAGGGCUUAUAAACAAACAGAACAGAAAGUUGUGCGCUGGUGCUAGCCUUAUAUUGUCUGCCAAACUUAACGACGUUAAAGGUGACACUCUAAAACUGCUGAUCGAAAAGACCGAGACGACGUUCCGGGUGAACCGCAAGGAACUGAUUGCGUACGAAUUCGCCGUAUUGGUGGCGCUGGAGUUUGCCCUUCACGUGCCCACGUGGGAGGUAUACCCCCAUUACCAACGGCUUCUGUACGACUCUUGACCCUCCAGCUUCUGCACUUCCACUUCAAAGCUGGUCGUUCUGCCAUUUGCUGGGAAUGGCGAUUUGUGUAUGGUGGUAGGGGUUGCGAGGGAGUAGUGGGGAUGAAGCUCAGGUGAAACGUUACAUAGGGAAUAUAUGUAUUCCAAUAAAAUUACGAGUAGAUCAAAGGGCAUUGGGUAAUUUUGGCGAUAUUUUUUUCAACUCUUGACCUGUAAUGAAUAGUUUUUCUUAGGGCUGUCAAAGACAUAACUACUACAGAGGCUUACUACUCGCCAAAGCGGUUUUUCAACACUCUAGAUGUGUUUUGCUAUGAUAGCAUCUUCAGGAGGAGAUGCUAAGUAUUAUAAAUUCCUAACUUGGGUAUUACCUAGUAAAAAACAAUUUGGCGAGCGGUCAAACUCUUUAGUGGUUGUAAUUGCUACGUCAAAGGAUCCCAUAUCAUGUACAGUAGCGGAUAAAAGUUUGGAAACGUUCUUAGUAAUUUUUAAAGUGUGCUAAUAUUUUAUUCUUUAUUAUUAUGGACUAUUUUUUUUCUCAUAUAGUUUGCUUAGUCUUGAGGAUACAAAUGACAAUUUGUGUUUGUUGUGGUACUAGCCACAGCCACAGACUAGCAUUAAAAUACCUUCAUUUUAUUUUAUGACCGAAAAUCAGACGACAAAAGUAUGGAAACAUAUUUUUUAUUACAAAAUUAAAUACAAUAACUCUACAAAAAGAUUUAAAAAAUCCCGUUUAGCUAUUUUUUGGUAGCAUACAUUCAACACUGCCUGACAUGCCACUCAUAGAUGACACCAAUUGUUUACAGACGUCUGUUGGGAUAUUUUGCAAAAUAUUUUUUACAUAAUCAAAUAAAUCGUUUCUAUUUUUGAAAGUUCUUCUUGUCAGUUGUCUUUUAACAUGCUCGCAGAGAUGUUCUAUAGGGUUUAGGUCCGGGAAUAGCGAAGGCCAUGUAGGUAAAUUCAACGAAUUCGGACUUGGUUAGAAGAAGCCAAGCCCAUAUGUCGUUAAAAGAUUGUUUGUUAGCAAUAUCAACAGAUCAUUGUUUACACAAAAUUUGACCUUGAACGAAAAUUGUAUUCUCUUCCCCGAGUAGACAUGUCGUGCGUAAUAUUUUUUUUAAAGGUUAAAAUCAGAUACGGAUUCAUAAUGUUGAGGGAAAACAAUGUUCAAAAUAUGAAAGAAGCUACCUUUAAAUGAAAAGAGAUUUUAUAAUUACGGCAAUAAAAUAUCAAGAAUCUAAUCUUAACUAAGAAAUAUGAUCGAAAUAAGCUCAAUUCGCGUAUAUUACUUUUUAUCAAUUUGCCUAAUCACCUGGAUGGGUAAAUCUUGUGAAUGCUGACAAUGUUUCAUUGUGAUUGUAAGCAAUAAAUUAGCCUCUUCUACAGAAAUGAUGUUAGGUUUGAGUUCCAAUGCUGCGUUGAUUGCUAGACACAGUUGGGUACAGCUUAAAUCGAGUUCAGCAUUGUAGUGAUCAUUAAAAUUGAUUGACAUCGAAGUUUGACUCUAUAUGAGCAUGCUUGAUUGAAAUCGACCAUAUUAAAGCAAUACACAAUGGAUUUUAUUGCUUGCACUUUAGGUUGUAUUUGAUAAUUUUAUUUUUUGCAUGGAACUUGAGUCGGCUCUGAAAAUAUAUUAAUUAACAUCAUGGGCACUGUAACAAUCUAACCCAUUUAAUAUAAACAUAAGGAUACAUUAAUUAAUAGAACACCCAAAACCCAAAGGAAAACAAAAAUAAAGACAAUAAAAAAACAUUUAUUGAUAGUACAAUGCUAAGUCUAUACAUAGUAUGUAUAUGCAAGUAUGUGGAUAAAACAUUACCAAAGCACAAUAAAAAAAAAAUAAAAAAGAUUGCAUUGAUUUAUUAGUUCACUGAUGUUGGAAUAGCAAGCUUUUUGUCAACUUUGAUCUGAUCCUUUGAUUUGAGUCUUUCAAACUAUUUAGUUCGUGGUAGAUUCUUAUACUAUAUUUUUGGAGGAUCAAUUUUAUAGUGUCAAAAACAUGAUUUGUAUCAUAAAUAUGCGAACCAAGUGAAUCUAAGGAAGAUAAUGGUAUAUUUUGCAGUGACUUUUGCAUUAAUGUGGGAACAAUGUUUUUCUUAAAUAUACUCCCACAUGCCUUAGCUACUCUGAUACUUUUUUCUCCUACUUUACAUAUGUCUAUUAAGAAUUUAGAUGCAUUGGUCAAUGUUCCAAAAGUUUUUUUAAUUUGCAACUGUGACAGAGGUUCUUCGCUUUCUAAAAAAUUGAGACACGCGUCACACGUGAUGCAUUUCUUCAAGCAUUUAACUACAAAGCCUGCAAUGUAUGCAACAACAUCUUCACAAUAUGUAGUCAGGAGAGCUUAGAAAGUCCAUUUCAUUAAUUUUUCUGGAAACAUCUUUAUAUUCCUCAUUAUACAAUAAGUUUUCACCAUUUUCAUUUUUAGACAAUGUAGAGCAAUGUAAUAUGCUUAAGCGACUGCAUUAGCAUUUUCACUACCUUUUAAAUCCGAGUGAAUGAGUAGUCUUUUAUAAAUGUGUUGAAACUGAAAUGCAGUUGGAUUAUGAUUACUUCCUCCUCUGUUUCUAAUUGCACUAAAAAAGAUUGAUCUUGUGAAAAAGUAUAUGUUAGAAGCAAAUUUAAAAUGUUUGUUUCUAUGUAUUCCUGAUAUAUACAGUGUGAGUCUUCAUAAAGUGCACAUAUCAAAAUCAGGGAAACUACACUCUAUUUCAUCGACGGAUAAAUCAUCAAAAAAACAUGAAUUUGAUUUUUUAUGAAUAUAUGAAUAUUUUAAAAUUUUUAGUAGCAGCUUCUAACCAUAUUGAUAUAACUCGUUACAACUUUUAAACUAAAUGUCCUAUCAUAUUGGAAUACAUUUUGUAGUGAUUGCUGGUAAAAGGACGUGCCUGAAAAGUGAACAAUUCCAGGAAAAGUAAUGACAUCCAUUUAGAAUGAAGAAAAUUUUGAUGAAAAUCUUUUUUUUUUAUCAUUUUUACAAUAAUUUCAAAUUUUCUAUAAAUAUCGUCCCUUGUACCCUACCUUUUUUUAUUUGUAAGUUAUUCUACAUGUUAUCAGCGUUAUAAAAGUAAAAAAUGCACGUUUAUUUCUCAAAUGUAACAGUUUCUAUGAGUGUUUAUAAAAAAGCCCAUGCGCAUCGUCUUGCUAGGCACCAUUGUUUAUCAUGUAGAUACCUUUUUUCUGUGAUUCAAUGUAGAGUCGCGCGGGCUGAAGUACGAGUGGGGAGGCGGGUCCAGUUGAAAAACAAUUGAAUGUUGGGCAGUUAGGCAGCUAUUUGUGUUUCUCCUGCCAACUUUAUCAGAUUCGUUUGCUACAUAUCACGCUUUCGCUUUUUGGUCGCGAUGCCACGUAUAAGUGAUUUCCCGCCGGCACACAUUGCCGAUAUCCAUUAUUAUUAUGGAAUGUACCGAGGGAGUGCUAGAGCUGCUUGCACAGCUUCUCUAGCUGCAUUUCCAAAUCGACGCCCUGUUCCAUCAGCCCGUAACUUCCAAGAAGUACAUAGAAGACUGGCUAACACUGGACUUGGUUUGCCUCGAGAUCGCCGCGAACCAGGUGUUAUUAUUCAUGUUGCUAUGGAAGAAGCCAUUUUGGAUGAUUUGUUUGCUGACCCGACUACUAGUACGAGAGUACGUUUGGCGUUACGUCAUGGCGUAUCCCAGAAAUCGGUUUGGCGCAUCUUGAGGAAAGCAGGGUUGCAUCCAUACCAUUAUCAAAGGGUGCAGCACUUGCAUGAAGAUGUGGAUUGGCGUCCAAGGUGCGUUAUGUCUACAUGGAUUUUAAUAAAAACAAGAGACAAUCCUGAAUUCCCGAAAACAAUUCUGUGGACAGAUGAUUCUCAAUUCACGAGAGACGGCAUCGUGAACUGUCGUAAUUUACAUAAGUGGUGCCCAAAAGAUGAAAACCCUAGGCUGAAAAGGGCUUCAACAUUUCAAGUGAAAUUUUCUGUAAAUGUGUGGGCCGCACUGAUUGACAACUUUUUGAUUGGUCCAAUAAUACUCCCGAGGACAUUAAACGGAGAGAAAUUUCUGGAGCUUUUGCGGACUGAACUGCCCUUGCUGUUUGAAGAAGUGUCGCUACAAACCCGUCGAAGAAUGAUGCUUCAAAUGGAUGGAUGUCCUGCCCAUUACUUGCUGAUUGUCAGGUCUUUUCUUAAUGAAAAUUAUCCAGGCCACUGGAUCGGUCGACAAGGACCUGUUGGGUGGCCGGCGCGUUCCCCAGAUCUCACACCUCUCGACUAUUUUUUAUGGGGGACAAUGAAACAAAGGGUGUACAGCAGUUCCAUAAACAGCGAAGCGGAACUUGAAGAAAGAGUUUUGCAUGUUGCAAACGAAAUCAAAAAUGAUCCCGAGAUGAUUCGUAGGGCAACUCAUCAAAUUUCACUUCGCGCUACAAUAUGUUUGCAGCAACGGGGUGGCCAUUUUGAACAUUUGAUGCAUUAAGCCAAAAUGAUUAUCCUAUAGACAAGUCUAUUUGAUUUUAUUUGUUAAAGAUAAUGAAUGAUUCAUGUAGGUUAAUACUGUUGUUUUAUUCCUACUCUGGCGUUGAACUGAGUUCACUGCUUUUUGAAACGCUGAUUUAAAAACUUGUAUCUAAGUAAUAAACUUGCAAUUUUUCACCAUUAGGAAGCUAAUAACAUGUAGAAUAACUUAACAUUUAAAAAAGGUACGGUAAAUAGGACAAUUUUUAUUUAAAUUUAUAGCAUUUAAUUUCGUGGAAAUUUUCACUUUACUGGUACGGCCUACAAAAUUUAUUCCAAUAUGAUAGGACAUUCAGUUUAAAAGUUGUAACGAUUUAUUUAAAUAGGGUUAGCAGCUAACUCUAAAAAUUUUAAAAUAUUCAUAAAAAAUCAAUUAUUGUUUUUAAUUUUUUUUUUUAUAAUUUUUCCGUCAAUAAAAUAAGGUGUAGUUUCCUUGAUUUUACUAUGUGCACUUUAUGAAGACUCACACUGUAUUUUGAAUGCUAGUGAUGGCAACCAUAAAGCCAAGGAACCCAGUUUUCCUUCUUGUAUUCAAUACUUGCAUUCCAUUCAAAUUUAUACCUUCAAUUAGACGUGUGAUGCUAAAAAGGAACCUGCUAUUUUUUAACUGCUAUCUAGUGUAUAAAAUUUUAACUGCUAUGCGAUUCAAAAUUAGCAGCUAUUUGUGUAGCAGUUAAAUACUGUGAACUGUGAUGACGGGACUAGACUAGACCGGCGUUAGCAGUGGCGACGCAGACUGAGCGACCAACCUAUCGAGUUAAUAAUGCUAAUGUAGGGUUGAGUGCGAAUCGAAUACUACCUGCGAACUGCGAUUUACUACUGUGAAUAUUGAACACAAACGCUUAAUUUAGGGAUAAAAUUUCACUAACCGUUACCGGAUGAUUUUUGGGUGUUUUAGUAGAAAAUGUGGAAUAUUUUAAUACUUCUAUUAUUAUGUAUUUUACUUUUUUAUUAUGUAAUAUCAUUGAAAGAGAAAAAAGAAUUUCAUUCAAAACAGUUAUAUGUUAAUUAAAAAAACAUUCUAAAAUUUCCCAGAAUCUUAAAUACUAAAAAAGGUAUAUAACAUAUAAACAUAAUAAGAAAUCACUCAAAAUAAAUGUUGGUUUGCAUUUAAAAACAUUAUUUUUUUAACCUUUUCUAAACUAAUACGGCUUCUUCGCUCUGAAAUAAUUAUUCCAGUUUUUGAAUAGAUACGUUCACAUUCGACUGAACUAGAAACUGUACCAAACUUACUUCGAGUAACAUGGCUUAAGUUUGGGAAAACUGAAGCACGAUUUGCCCACCAUUUUAGAGGAUCUUCGUUCCUAUGUAAAAUUUCUUUUUCCAGGUAGCGGUUAACUUCUACAAUGGCACGUGCUUGCGGACUUUGAUUAAAUCUUGGCUGAGAUGACACUGACUUAUUUAACUGUUUCCAUAUAUCAAAUAACGGCUUUUUAGUUUCUGACUCCUCUGUUCUGGACGUACUAGCAGUUGCCACUUCUCCCGCUUCAUCUUCAUUUAUUGUAGAUUUUGCUCUUAUAUUUUGAGUCACUAAGCCAAUAACGGCUUCUUUCGCCCUAUCAGAUGUUCCUGGCUUAAUAAAACCUACAUUUUUAAAUCUGGGAUCCAAAAAACCUAGAUUUUAUACUUUCUAGUAGUUUUCCAAUGAAAUUUCUACUUAUUCCAUUGGAAAACUGACUACUGCUCAUCAUUUCAUCGCAGACACUUUGUAAUCCAUUGGAGGUGAUGAUUACUAGGGAUAACAUUACAUAUUUCUCCCCGGACAUUAAUUCAGUUAUGUCAUGAAAUGGUUUGAGGAUCAUUAUUAGUUCUCUUAUGAACGUCCAUUCUUCUGUGGGUAUUACCGGUAGGGAGAUUGAGUCCAUUAACGCUAGUGCUGUUCUAAUAGCUUCUUCUAACUCAGCAAAUCUUUCUAGCAUUAAGUAAGUAGAGUUCCAUCUUGUAGCUAUGUCUUUUUUUAAUUUCUUUGGUUCCUUAUCUUGCUGUCGUUGAACAUGAUCUAAUUUAUUUUUAGCAUUUGCACUUUGCUUAAAAUGUGUCACAAUUUCACUGACUUUAUUUAAAAUGCCUUCUUUGAUUAAUAUUAAUGCAUCUCCCACUAUUAAAUUAAGCGUAUGUGCAUAACAUCCAAAAUGUCUCCAUUUUAAAUCAGUUGUGAUAGCUUUUUUAAUAUUUGCGGCGUUAUCUGAAAUUCCAAGUAAAAUCGACUAUUCAGAUAUAUUCCAAUUUGAUAUCACUUUUCUAAGAUUAUCUGCUAAAUUUGUGCUGCUGUGACCUCCCUCAUAUCCAACACAUUCCAAAAGGACAGAUUUCACUUCAAAUCUACUAUUUAUAAAAUGCCCUGUUACCGCCAUUACACUAUGUGUGUUCCGAGAUGUCCAGCAGUCAGUUGUUAUGGUAAUUGAUAUAACAUCCCUUAAAAUGUCUGAAACUUUAAGGUGUAUUUCUUCAAAUAUUGAUGGUAGAAGAACAUUGCUUAACGUUUUUCUUGUUGGCAAUUUGUACGUCGGAUUUAAAGCGUGUAUUAAUUCUCUAAAACCACUAUCUUUGAUUACGAGAUUUAACAAAAGGUGAUCUAAUUUUUUUGUUGGAUCAUUGAAAUUCUUUUUGGGGCGUGUGCUGACAUGACCUGUUGUUGUAAUUUUCUAACUUCAGAUCGAGCAGAACCAAUUGCGCCUAAUGAUGAAGAUGAUUCACUGGAAGUUAAUGGCAACGACGACUCAUUGAUGGACGGGGGUGUUGGAGUGUUCUCACUAGAGACUUCACUAGGAGUUGAAGAAGAACCUUCUACAGUUUGAGAACUACUUUGUUGCACAUCUCUUCUUUUUUGAAAACGUUCUAGUUGGCCCAGUUUCACAGAUUGAUGUUUUCUAACAAUAUGCGAUUUUAAACUGCUUUUUACCCAACAUGCAACACUUCACCAUCUUCGAGAAUAGUCCAAAGUGCUAUAUAUUCCACUGAAAUAUUCCAAAAUCCUCAAAUCUCUGUGAAAAUAGCACGAAAAACACACGUAAAAAUAAGCAAAACAAAGCUUCCCCUCAAUUCUACAAAGCCGCAGUAUAAAACACCACAAAUCAGCCCCGCUGUUCUUAAUUUGCCACCACAGCGUUGCCAUGCUUAGUACGCACAUCGUAGUCUUCAGGAAAUAUCUCUGGGAUAUAAUGCAUAAUGCAUAUUUCUUGUCUUCGGUUCUCAUUUCAGAUGUAUUUUGAAAUGCUGCGUACGAAACCAGAAUAAGAAUAGCUCAAGACAUUUUCGGAAAUCGCUGUGAUGUUUAUUUUUUGAAAAAUUAUCAUAUUUGUUUUAAUUUUUGCGAGUUCCGUGAAAGUGAUAGGUUUUGAAGCUAUGAUGACACUGCAUCAGUGGAAACAUUACACUAUGAAACAUAUUAGCGUACUGAAACAAAGAUUUUCUUUUUGGUGCAGGUGUUACAAACAAUUUAUAACUGUACAUACACAUGAGUUGUUCUAUUUGAAGAUACUACAUAUUGGAGACAAAUGCAUACUCUUUAUUUAGUAAUCACCACGUAUAACAUUAUAUGAUUAUUUUUGCACUGCUCAGUGUUAUCAUCUUUUGAUUGCGUGAAGGCAGUUGUUGUUUUGAACAAGAUGUGACAACACUGCAGAAAACAGGUAGCCACUCAAGUUUGAAGUCGCGCUGGAUGAUUGAUACAAACAAAUCCUUUGUAUUCGAAUUCGUUGGGUACAGUAAAGUCUUAACCAGUCCUUUACGAAUUUUGAGGUAUGCUCGGGGUCAUUAUCUUGCUGGAAUGUCCAUCAUAAAGGCAUUUCUUCUAAUUUUGAGGUAUGCUUGGGGUCAUUAUCUUGCUGGAAUGUCCAUCGUAAAGGCAUUUCUUCUUCAGCAAAAGCAUGUGCAUCUUUGUAAACUUUUUGAUCCAUUUUCUCAACAGUUGGUCCCGUUCCAGAACUAGAACAGCAGCCCCAAACCAUGGUGUCGCCUCCACCGUGCCUAACUGUUGGCAACUGAUUCUUUUUGACGAAUCUUUUUCGUAUUAAGUUAAAUAAGUUAAAUUUUUUCAUAAAACUGUAUUCCAUUGUUGUUCUGUCAAAGUUAGAUGAGUUUUAGCAAAUUGAAGCCGAGCAAUACGAUUAGUUUUUUUUUAAAUGAGAGGCUUCUGCACUGGACGCCUACCAAAAAGCCCAAAAUCCACCAAGCGUCUCUGCACUGUUCUGAUAGAAAGAUUUUCGGCAUCCUCUUCUACUAUUAUUUUGAAAAUAUGUGUGGCUGGUAUUCGAAAUCUUCAUGUGACAAACAUUUAAUGUAGCAAUUCAAAACAUAAUCGGUUUUUUCUCUCUUCCGCACCUGGGCCGCGUUUCGAAAUCGUCCCUUUGUUCAUUUUUAAUCUUAGAAAAAUGUCAGAGAAUUUGAAUAUUGAUAAGAUAAACCUUGUAUUAGUGUGGGAGCCAAAGGUAGACUUUAAUAUUGAUAUUAUCUGUUCCCUCACAAUUUUAAUUUAGAUAUAUGAAAUAGUUCAUAAUGAUGUUAAUAUUUGUUUCCAAACUUUCGUCCGCUACUGUACCUAUGCAUAAAAUAAUGCCAACACAAUUGCUCUAAAUAGUACUGUUUUCGAGAUAUUGAGGAGUGACGAAACAUGAGGAUUGCUAUAUUUGCUAAAAUAUAUAUUACCAUUGAUUAUUGUACUGUAUACGUAUUAUUUACGGGUAAUAUAAGUUCAACGUAUUUUUUACAUAAGAACUAGCAUGGUAUGCAUCUGUUCGUACUUUCCAAAAGCAGUACUUGGAUCGAUCAGAAUAUUUUCGAUUAUCGGUGUCGAAACAAACGCGAUGAUAUGAAUUUAUUUGUUCGUUACUUUAUAUGGUGCUGUGGUGUCGUAUCCCUAUUCCCUAUUCAAUCCUCAUUUGAUUCGUCCUCAAGACAAACAUUUGUACUCGAUUGCCUUUUUUUCAAUUGUCGCUGCUCGUCUAGAUAUUAUUUAUGGCCCGCAGGCAAUAAGAGUGCGGGAAUUUGAUGAUUUGCGCACUGGAGUUAAAUAAACACAUAAAUCAAUUUUAAGCGGAUGAGCAACACAGUAAUAGUUUUGGUUAUAAAUCCAUGGCGUCAUUGAUCAGCUGUCUUAUGUAAAAGUUAUCACUGGAAAAUUUUGGUAAUAACACUGCUUUGUAGUGGAGUUUGCGGUUAAACAGAAUUAAAUUAUAAGUCCAUAAUAGUCCAUAAAUGGGCAAAUUAUCUGAAUGUGCUUUAAGCACACUUCUCAGAACUUAACCCUAGACUGCAUAGGCAAAAAUCGCACCUGUCGUUGCUUACUUGGGGUUACCUGUAACCCCAUCUAUAUAGUUCCCAAAAACAUGGAAACAAACAAACAAUAAUAAAUAAAGACUUUAUAUUGUAAAGUAACAUUACAAACUACAAUACCUACUUUAAACAAUCAGUGCAUAUUUCAACUCUAUGUGUAUUGCAAACGGCCUUAAAACAUUUGGCACAUGCAGUUUUUGUCUUCCGACCGUAGAAUAUUUUUUAUGGAAGAUGUUAAACUUCGGGGUAGAGGUUUUGUUAAACGCCGCUCCAUAUGGGGGUCUUGAAAGUUACAACCCAAGUUCGAAUAAAUAUUUUCUUCUGACGCUUUUUUGUCUGUCCUGCUUAGCAAUUUGGAAAAUUAUAUUAGAGUUAACCCCUGCUUGGUCCAGCAUUCCAUAAAAAAAGCGCAGUGGCCAUCUACGUAUUUUGCGAGAAACGGAACUAGCAUGAACCAUUUGGUCGAAGGUGUCGACUCCUCCUUUGGUUGAAUUGUAAAAAUUUAUAAUCUCGGGCUUCAGAUUUUCAUCUACUACUUUACCAGUAUGCAUUGUAGAUAGUAAAAGUACCGAUUUAGAUUUUUUAGGAGUAAACGAUACUAAAGUUUUUUCAUUAUCGAAUGCAAAUUGGGAUGUAUUCACUUCUUUUUUUUUUGUUUGGAAGAAAAGAUGGGGGAACUUCCCUUUUGUUUUUACGAAGAGUUCCCACAACUGUUAAAUUAAAAUCCGAAAGCAUUUUGUCGGCUAAUGGAACAGAAGUGAACCAGUUAUCCAUUGUUAAGUUACGUCCUGUUCCGUGAAUAGACUCUGAUAACUUUUUUACAUAGUAAUCUGGGAGCGGUUCUUUAUUUGGCCGGUGCUCUUUGCCAAUAUAUGGUAUAGCAGAUAUCAUAUAAAAAGUGCGCGAAUCGCACAUUGUCACAAUCUUUAGACCAUAUUUAUCUGGUUUUGAGGAAAUGUAGACUCUAAAGGGACAAUUGCCGCGAAAUCCUAGUAACUGUUCAUCAACCGUGCAGUAACUAUGAGGAGUAUAGUGUUGAGUACAUCGAGAUAUAAAGAUCUCCCAUAAAAUGCGAAUAGGUGAAAAUUUAUCGUCGCGGUUUCUUACUGUCUUAUCGUCAAAUCUGAGACAUGAAAUAAGAAAUCUAAAUCUUGUUUCACUUAUAAUACAUCGAUAUAUCUCUGGUCCAUAUUUUGACCACAUUUCAGCAGUAGUUAAGUGAUUGUCUUUACGGCAUCCUGAUAUAUAAAGCAGACCUAUUAAGGCUAAAAUUUCCGUGUCAUCUGUGUUAUUGAUAUAUCCACAAUCUUGACUGUAGUUGCUUUUUUGUCUCCCAAUCUCCAUAUUGGUAUACAAAACAAUCUUGUUUAUUACAUCAUCGCUGACGAACAACUUCCAUGCUUCUAACUCUGUUGAUACAUUUUUGGCAAUACCCUUCGGGCCAGGAACACGUACAACUAUAUUUCGCCGAGGCGUGCGAGUUCGAUAUUGAGGCUCGGAGCUCCAAACGUGCCCAUUUUUUCCUCUUAUUAUCUUCCUUGUAAUCUCAACUUGAUCUGCCGUUGCUUCUUCUUCGCUUUCCUCAUCCAAAACGUUAGAAUCACUUUCAGACUGAACUGACACAUUAUCUUCGUAAUCGGAGCCACCAUUAUCAGAAUCACACUCAUUUUCAAGUUCAUCAUUCCAUCGCAAAAGCGUCUCCUCAAAUUUGGGAUCACCCGGUCGCACAGCCAUCUACAGUAUAUUCAGAUAAGAGAUAGACCGGACAUAAACAAGACCACGUGAUCAUCGAACGCUGUAACAUUCGGCAGGGACGUAUUAAGAGUCACGCAGUACAUAUUUUAGAUAGUAGAUGCUGCUUUGCGUAACUUUGUAGUAAAAUAGCACA
Messenger RNA from Acanthoscelides obtectus, 13458 nucleotides. The record is from the annotation of a GenBank genome assembly. NCBI's taxonomy places the organism in Eukaryota, Metazoa, Arthropoda, Insecta, Coleoptera, Chrysomelidae.